Thecamonas trahens ATCC 50062 is the source of this 741-nucleotide messenger RNA. RefSeq lists its product as uncharacterized. The record is from RefSeq and is a predicted model, not a curated record. Bases 31 to 741 code for a protein of 236 amino acids. NCBI's taxonomy places the organism in Eukaryota, Apusomonadida, Apusomonadidae. The transcript has a single exon.
UCGCCACACGUCUGACACUGCGAUUCCACCAUGUCGGCCGGAGCGCAAGUGGUGCAGUUGGCGUGUCUGGCGCAGUGCUUGUUCUGCGGGUCGUACUUUCUGCCGGUGGUGGCCUCGUACGCCCCGGCUGCCUUCCGCGGCAAGGGCAAGCGCAAGGCCGAGGAGGCACACGUUGCGGAGAUCCACACCAACCGAUGCGCCCGGAGCAUGUACGACGAGAUCCAGUGUCCGAUGUGUGCAUCAAUGGCAAGUCAUGGUAUGUCCUAUCUCGAGUGGCUCGACUCGCGCGAGCCGUCGACCGAUGUCAUUGUCCGCUUCCCGCGCUUUGGCCACCCGCCGCCGGGCAUGGAUGCUGCCGACACGCUGCCGCUGUACGCAAACAAGGCCCGUUGUAAUGUCAAGCCCAAGUUCAAGCUUGUCGAGGGCAUCGGGCCGGAAGCGAUUGAGCUCGAUCGCUCGCGAUCCAACACAGUCUUCGCAAAGUCGACGCUCGCCGGCUGCGGCGUCGACAUCGGGCCCGAUGCCUUUUACCAACUCGAGCCCGGCACCCACUUUUACACACGACCGAUCAUCGAGAGAAUCAUGGCUGCAGUGAGAGUCGGAAUGGACGAGGUUGCCGAGGCCGGCGGCGACGUCGCUGGCUACUUUGACCACGCCGCCGCAGCGCUCUUUCAAUACGCCCCCAUCUUUGGCCAAUGGGACGAGGUCUCGCCCAUUCUCGACGAUCUUGUGGCGCCCUGA